GGGAAAUUUUGCAUGACACAGGUGGAUAUAUAGCAACAGCAGAAAUAGCCUAUCAGCAGAAGGCUUUUAUUUGUGCUGUGGAGUAGGCAAUUAAUCAUAUAUUGGCCAGCAGUGUUCAGAGAAAGAAUUUUAUAAUCAAAAUGGGACUUGUGGGAGAAGCACGUUUAGGUAUCGCUGAUUAUGUCGUCUUUGCUGUAUUCAUUCUCUCAUCACUAUCAAUUGGAGUUUAUCAUGCACUUAGUGGAGGCCGUCAACGGACGACAAAGGAAUACCUUACAGCUGACAAAAAGCUAAAAGUUGUCCCUAUAUCUCUGUCUUUACUGGUCUCAUUCCAGUCAGCAAUUAUGAUUUUGGGCUACCCAGCAGAAAUGUACAUGCGCGGAGCCCAGUUAUAUAUCGGAAACAUCGGAAUGCUCAUUGGUACCAUUCUUACAACCAGGCUCUGGGUACCUUUGUUUUAUAAACUUCAGAUAACAAGCACAUUUGAGUACCUGUACUUGAGGUUUGACUCUGUAGCUGUUCGAAAACUUGGCUCUGUAAUGGGAAUCAUUGCAACGGUAUCUUAUAUGGGUACAGCAAUGUUUGCACCAUCCACAGCUCUUGAAGCAGUUACUGGUUUUCCUGUCUGGGCAUCCAUAUUGGUCACUGCAGGCGUCGGAACCAUCUACACAUCCAUAGGAGGAAUGAAGGCUGUUGUAUGGACAGAUGUGUUCCAAUCGGUCAUCAUGUUUGGCGGAGUACUAGCAGUCAUUGUCAUGGGCCUUGUCAAAAUUGGAAGUGUCUCCAAGGUAUUUGAGAUUUGCCAGGAACACAAACGUCUCAAUUUCUUAAACUUUGAUUUUAAUCCCACAAGAAUCAAUACAUUCUGGACUAUAGUGUUGUCAGAUACGAUACUCUGGUGGAAGGUUUAUGGAACCAGACAAGCCAGUGUUCAAAGGUUUUGCUCACUGCCCACUCUAAAGAAAGCAAAUGCGGCUGUUCUGCUCGUCAUACCGAUGCAAUUUCUGUUGAUUACAAUGGUUUCUUUCGCGGGACUUGUCAUAUUUGCAUACUACAUCCAUAUAGGCUGUGAUCCCCUUGAACAAGGAAUUAUUAAAUCAGGAAAUCAGAUAUUGCCAUAUUUUGUGAUGGAUACAUUUAAGAGCCUCCCUGGUUUCUCAGGACUAUUUCUUGCAACCCUCUUCAGUGGGGCACUCAGCUCCAUAUCAUCAGGUUUAAAUGCUCUUUCGGCGAUCACCUGGGAGGAUUUCCUCAAACACAGGUUCAGACAUCUAAAGGAGUCAAGAAAAGCACUCUGCACAAAGCUUUUGGUUGUAAUUUAUGGCGUUUGCUCAACUGGGGUUGCUUGUUUAGCAAUUCUUAUAAAAGGACCAAUAAUACAGGCUGGCUCGACUUUAAGCGGUGCUAUAGGUGGGAGUUCCUCAGCCUUAUUUAUACUGGGAGCUUUCACCGCCACUUCCAACUGGAAGGGAGCGAUAACGGGACCAGUUGUAUCUUUCAUAAUCCUCCUCUGGAUUGCUAUCGGAGGCCAGUCUAUUAAAGGCAAUAAUCAAUAUUUACCUCCUGGGCCAACUGAUCGAUGUGAAAUUUCAAAUGGAAGCAGUGUUUAUAACAUUUCCGUUUAUAACAAUGUCACGUCGUGGUAUAACGAUACAAUAGACAUUGUAUAUGAUGGAAAUCUGUUAAAUCAUUCCAGCAUUAUGGAACCUCAGGAACAGGAAUUAACAGGGAUCCAGCACUUGUAUGGCAUUUCUCAUCUCCUAUAUGCGCCGCUUGGGAUACUCCUUGCCAUAAUUAUCGGGCUUGUAGUCAGUUGGGCAACAGGUGGUGAAAAGGGAAGGUGCAUAGACAAAGCAUAUACUUUCUCGCUGCGUGAUGCAAUAUGCUGCUGUUGUUCAUCUAGGGUCAAAGACAAAGCAUGUGGAUGUAAAGAAAACAAAACACCAAGACAAGAAAAUGGAGUUGAGAGAAGUGUUCUUCGAGAUACCGAGUAUCAAAAUAUAGAAACUGGCAAUGAAGAAUCCGGAUGCUGAUGGAAAUCACCACAAUAUCUAAAUUGUGGUUAAAGAUUCUGAUAUAAACUCCAGUUUGAAAU
This is a messenger RNA of Owenia fusiformis, 2095 nucleotides long. Lineage: Eukaryota; Metazoa; Annelida; Polychaeta; Sabellida; Oweniidae. The record is from the annotation of a GenBank genome assembly.